Molecule: messenger RNA, 285 nt
Organism: Parastagonospora nodorum SN15
Lineage: Eukaryota; Fungi; Ascomycota; Dothideomycetes; Pleosporales; Phaeosphaeriaceae
Exons: 2
Coding region: 1-285 (94 amino acids)
Source: RefSeq, a predicted model, not a curated record
AUGGACGCACUAGGAGGCGGUCUCGCCAAUGUCGACCUGAGCAAGCUCAGCGACCGCGACAAGCAGGAACUCCAGCAGUUCGCUAUGAACGAGGGACAGAAGGCUAGGAUCCAGUCAUCAAUACACUCCCUGACCGACACCUGCUUCCGCAAAUGCAUACCUGCGGGCAACGUCAAGAACGGCAAGCUGGACAAGUACGAGGAGCCGUGCAUGAGGCAGUGCGUGGAUCGGUUUUUGGAUGCGAAUUUGGUGGUGUUGAGGGAGUUGGAGAGGUUGAGGCAAUAG